Molecule: messenger RNA, 750 nt
Organism: Pelobates cultripes (western spadefoot toad)
Lineage: Eukaryota; Metazoa; Chordata; Amphibia; Anura; Pelobatidae
Source: the annotation of a GenBank genome assembly
AUGGCAGCUUCACCUGUCACAGCAGCCUUUAUCUGUCACGGCAGUCUUCAUCGGUCACGGCAGCCUUCACUGUCACAGCAGCCUUUAUCUGUCAUGGCAGAAUUCACCGGUCAUGGCAGCCUUCAUCGGUCAGCCUUCACUGUCACGGAUGCUUCACCUGUCACGGCAGCCUUCACUGUCAUGGCAGCUUCACCUGUCACGGUAGCCUUCACCUGUCACAGCAGCCUUUAUCUGUCACGGCAGUCUUCAUCGGUCACGGCAGCCUUCACUGUCACAGCAGCCUUUAUCUGUCAUGGCAGAAUUCACCGGUCAUGGCAGCCUUCAUCGGUCACGGCAGCCUUCACUGUCACGGAUGCUUCACCUGUCACGGCAGCCUUCACUGUCAUGGCAGCUUCACCUGUCACGGUAGCCUUCACCUGUCACAGCAGCCUUUAUCUGUCACGGCAGUCUUCAUCGGUCACGGCAGCCUUCACUGUCACAGCAGCCUUUAUCUGUCAUGGCAGAAUUCACCGGUCGUGGCAGCCUUCACCGGUCACGGCAGCCUUCACUGUCAUGGAUGCUUCACCUGUCACGGCAGCCUUCACUGUCAUGGCAGCUUCACCUGUCAUGGCAGCCUUCACCUGUCACAGCAGCCUUUAUCUGUCACGGCAGUCUUCAUCGGUCACGGCAGCCUUCACUGGUCAUGGCAGCCUUCACUGUUAUGGCAGCCUUCACUGUUAUGGCAGCCUUCACAUGUCAUGGCAGCCUUAA